AUGGCGGACGCGCAAACAAAUGGCACUCAGGCUCCGGCCUCGCUGCUUUCUCGUUUCACAGACGGCGCCUACAUCGAUGUCUUGACGUCUUCAGUGGCCAAGGAUCUCAUCACCAAAUUCACCACCAGUCUUCAAGCUCAGACCGCCGAAGGGAACGCCAACCCCACAGCGGCGUCAAAAGAGUCACUAUCUGAGGAUGAGAUCGCUAUAGGUCUUGCUGCCCUGAACGCGUUUUUGCAGUCAAAUGUCACGGGUCCCGUGCUGGAGCACGCUCACAAGGUAGAAGCUCUCUUCACCGAGGCCUUCACGGCAGGCAACAACGGAAAAGCAGAAUCAACAGACACCCUCAAGGCGCUACGCAAACACAGUCUCAAGGCCCUCGAAGUCGACGGCGUCUCACCGUAUCCCUACAUCCCGCACAUCGAGCUCUUUGCGCUCGCCCGCUAUGUCUUCCACGACGCUUCCUCGGCCAGCGACGCCGUCGUGAAGCUCUCUUCUUCCACCUCAUCCCGCCUGAGUCUGCCCUGGACCCGUUUGCGCGUCAACGUAUGGCACUUCAAGCUCCUGAGUCAGCCGUCUCUCGGCCCCGGCGCCAACUUUGCAAAGGCGUCGCAAUGGAUCGACGUCCCGACGCUGGCGGAGCAGAUUAACCUCGGCAUCCAUACCGUUAGGAAGCAAAUCCUCGACGAGGACGUGUGGUCGACGGGCGAGGAAGCCUGGUCGCGCGAGGAGAAGGUGCAGUUCUUGCUUGAGGUGUCCAACACGCAUAUCAUGCUCGGCCGCGAUGACCGGGCGCGCGAGGCGCUGGAGGAGGCGACCAAGUUAAACAACUUUGCGUAUGCGCUCUCUGGUGCCCUGGGAAAGAGGACAAAGUUCCAGGAGAAGAGCACCAGUCAGCUUGUGGUUCUCGCAAAGAGCGAUGCGACGACCGAGAGCGAGGGAACGGCAGCAGACGGCGAGGAGGAGGCCAAGCCUGAGGCUGUUGCCCUCAAUGAUGAUACCCUGCUCGAGGAGAUUCAAACAGUCGAGAGAGGUGUCCUGCAAAUGCAAGCCGUCGUAGACCAAGUCGUCGUCGACACCUCGGAAGCACCCCGCCCCAAAGCCGAAGACGUCGCCAACGACGAACCCGCCGACGUCCCCGCCAUCGCCGUCUCCGCCCCAGGCGAGCCCGAGAUCGACACCACCGCCGCGGCACCCGUCGACACGGAGAAACCCACAUCCUUCUUCCCCGCCGCCAAGGAAACGGAUACCGCGCCCGCGCACGUCCGGCUGCAGUACAUCCACGCGCUCUCCUCCCCUCCCAAAUGGCACCUCGAGUCCGAACUCGCCUACUCCUGGGCUGGCAACGCGGAUGCCGAUGCGGAGGAUCUGGACGCGCGGGAUGUCACGUACCUUAACCCUGCCGACUUCACCGGCCCCGAACGGAGUCCGCCGCCGCCGAACGCGCCGAGGCUGUUUUGUAUCCUGGGCGACUUGGAGAAUGAGCCGGCGCACUGGGAGCGGGCGUGGCAGAUUUCGAACAGGCGGUUCGCGCGCGCGCAAAAGUCGUUGGGAGAGUGGUACCUUUCGCAAAAGGAGUGGACCAAGGCGCAGGACGCGUAUAAACUCGCGACACAGUGUAACCGUUUGAGUCCCGAGAUGGGGCGUGGAAGGUUGUUGUUGCGAGGACGGAUGAGCUUGUCAGUGUGUUGGAGAACUUUGGGAGCGAGGUUGAGAGUGUGGGCAGUCGGUGGAGGGGCAAGGCGAGGAAUGCGGUGA
Molecule: messenger RNA, 1758 nt
Organism: Colletotrichum scovillei
Lineage: Eukaryota; Fungi; Ascomycota; Sordariomycetes; Glomerellales; Glomerellaceae
Product: TPR repeat-containing protein
Exons: 4
Coding region: 1-1758 (585 amino acids)
Molecular function (GO): protein binding
Source: RefSeq, a predicted model, not a curated record